CCUGUUGCGACCCUCCUGUGCAGUAGGUGGCGCUACGGGUAGGUUCCUGUAGGUGUCAGCUCUGCUACAUGUGUCAUUGACAUCAACAGAGGCACAAUGAGGCUGACCGCUCUGCUGUCGAUGGCAGCCAGGGUCAUUGUGCCCAAAGAUUAUCGUUACGGCACCAACAGGCCUUGGACCGCCGCUGCUAAAAGGUUAAAUCCACCGGGGAAGAGGAGGAGGAAGGUGUUUGUUGAGCCGAUAGCGCCAGAGGAGUGGUCUGUGCUCAAAGGGGACACGGUUGAGAUUCUGAAAGGCAAUGACAUUGGAAAGCAGGGGAAAGUUAUCCAAGUCUUCAGACGCAGAAACUGGGUCAUCCUGGAGGGACUGAACACACAUCACAGGUAUAUUGGAAAAACUGCAGAUUACCGUGGGACGUACAUUACCAGUGAGGCUCCCAUCCUGGUCCGCGAUGUUGCCCUCGUUGACCCCUCAGACAGGAAGCCCACUGAGGUCGAGUGGAGGUACACAGAAGAGGGUGAGAGAGUCCGAGUGUCGCUCAGGACGGGGAGAAUCAUCCCGAAACCAGUUGUGGAGCGACGAGAUGGCAUUGUGCCGCAGCAGUGGAAAGAUGGACCUAAAGAUACCAGUCCCGAAGAUGCUCUUGAAAAGACAUACAUACCAUCUCUGAAAACCCUGGAGGAGGAGGUCAUGGAGAAACUCGGUAUCCAGGAGAACAGGAGGCACCGAACGUCCUACUGGUACUGACCAGCCAAAUCAGAGACGCUUAGCCUCCCCUUUGUGCUGACCAGUUUUCACAGGAACUCUGGACAUACCUUGUUCUGGAGUUGAGCAGAAGGUCAGGUCAAACAGAGACUGUGAAGAUACCAAGUGGAGGCUGUACGGACUCUUAACAUACUGCUGCACCAUGAAAAUGAUUAAGGAAAUGAUCUGUAAACAAUAUGAGGAAGUGAAAUCAGACUGCAGUUCACGAAGGUGUCACUUUGUUUUUUUUAUAGUGUUGUGAAUAAAUAUCAGACUAGAGUGUUUGCAUUUUCAUGUGGAAAAUCACAGUCACGGGGUGCAAAGUUUAAAGAUUUCAUACAAAAACCCCCAGGGGAUCCACGACUGAUAGCAAAAGUUUAUCUAUCCAGGUAUGCUUUUGCUGCAUUGUCAGUGUGUUUGGGUCCCUGUAGACACUCACUGUUGUCCUGCUUUUCUGACGUCCUCCAUACAUAUUGAUUUGAACCAAAACUUUUGAUUUCCUAAGACCUGUUGCCAUUAAUUUCGGUCCAGUUCUUGUGUAAGUUGGCAUAGCCUUUUCUUUUCUUGCUGUUUCCCUUCUAUCUGGUGAGGCUUCAGUGAACAAUAGAUUGAUAAACUGAAUGGCCAAGAGCUAAGUUGUUUAUGUGUAGAGUCCACACUAGUUUGAUCCCUUGAGUCAGAUGCCUUUUUAUCCUUGAAUGAUUCACAGGUCAGUGUUAAGUAGCUCAACAACAAAAAAAACACUUCUCUGAAAAUGAUUAUAUACAAGGACUGAACUGAAAAUGAGUGAAAAAUCAGACAAUGUCCAAAGAAAAACAUUGAAAGACUUUUGGAAAGCCUGGAGAACUGUUUCUCAAGACCACUUUAAAAAAUGUCAAAAUCUGGCUACCUAAAAGAAGAAACGAUGGGUAGCUGAAGACUUUUGCACUUUUCUCUGUUCCCCUCGUACACGAUUAUGCUGACAUGGCUACAGAACAUAAAAUCACAUAAAACCAGGGAGUUUGGUGUUGAGCGAUUGGGUUAAGAAAAUCGCCUCCUUCAUGGAAAUGGCUAGUCAUCACCAGAACAUUUGGCACUGGUGCAAAUUUCUAUUAUUUGCCAAUAAAAAACUUUGAAACUUC
Molecule: messenger RNA, 1865 nt
Organism: Oreochromis aureus
Lineage: Eukaryota; Metazoa; Chordata; Actinopteri; Cichliformes; Cichlidae
Gene: mrpl24
Product: mitochondrial ribosomal protein L24
Exons: 6
Coding region: 97-747 (216 amino acids)
Biological process (GO): translation
Cellular component (GO): ribosome; mitochondrion
Molecular function (GO): RNA binding; structural constituent of ribosome
Source: RefSeq, a predicted model, not a curated record